UCAAUUAAUUUGGAGCUGAUUUUGCAAUUUUACAACGGAUAUUCCGUUGCAAGGAAUAUUGUCUAGAAGAGGUUGCAUGGAUCGUGGUUGGUGGUUGCUUAUUAUUGCAACCAUUCUCGUUAUGCUCACUUCUAAAAUGCGCUGCGACUGCCUUUUUUUCAAGAUAAGUUUUAUCACAUCCCGGAAAAGUGCACGGAAAGCGAGGUCUUGUCGUCGAGCUGUGGACCGUUUUGCGGUGCGCUUGCAAAUUAGUUUUUGUUGUAAACGAUUUAUGACAAAUAUUGCAAGAAACUCGAGGUCCAUUGUUGUGAAAAUUUGCCAUGUGAUAUUCCAAACCAUAGCGAUCCUUGUACUGUUUUUGGCAAAUCUGAUAAUUAUUACAGACAAGAAAUCUCUAUGUUAAUGCACAAUUCUAAUUAUGCCACGGAAUAUCCGAUUUGUAAAAAUAUGGAGUAAUUCAAAAAUGAUGUAUAUUGACUUACCGCACAUUUUACUGCAGCCUUAUGAUCAUGCGUGAUAAGGUGCUUGAGAAGAGAUGCCUCCGUUUUAAAAACUUUGGAGCAUCGAUGGCACUUGAACAUAACAUUUGAGUUUGUCAACAUUUUUGAAAAAAACUAAUUAUUAUAUGUACAAAAUAUAUUUGGGGUACGGUAUCUUUUCUAAACUUUUGAAAUUUGUAUAAACAACGUAGUAUUUUGUCAACUAAGAAGUAUGAGCGAAAUAGGUAACUGACGAAUAUCUGGAAGUAUGUAGAGUUAAGUUAAUAUUGGAAAAGGCCCCAUAUUCUUGAAAUAACCACGCAUCAAGCACGUUGACCCAGUACGAACCAAUCCUAGGAAAAGGCAUGAAUUCCUUCCCGCACUGUGUUCUAGAAAUGCUAUGAAUAAAUCCUUCAUUUAUUUAUUGUGGGUGGAAUAAUAUGAUUUUUUUUCUUUCCCAUGCAAACAGAAACAGGGUCUCGUCGUCUUACCCAUGUCAUGAAACCACCUUUUUUGUAGAGGGAAUGCAACGUUUUACUCUACAUACAUAUGAGUGCAUUCAUACAUACCAUAUUUAGACCACAGUUGGGAUACGAGGAAUGCGUUUUUACUCAACCCUUUUGAGAGGGGCCCUUUGAAGUGGUACCUUAGCAUGUUGCACUCAACUCCACAUAUUGCCCACGUCCAGCAUAUCCUUGUGCGAGUGAUAUUCCGCUCAAAUUGUAAGUCUGGAGAACAUCUGGAAAAUAAACCCAAGUUCGACUGCUUAGUUUAAUUGAAAGUAUAUUUGUUUUAAUUUUCAUUGAUUUUACAAUAGAAUGGAGACCGUCGAGAGAAAAAUUGACUUCAAAUGUGAGCACUGCUCCAAAGUUUUUAAAAGGAAGGCGGGUCUUGCUCAGCACCUUAUCACGCAUGAUACCGGGGCUGCAGUAAAUUGCGAGAAAUGCGCGAAACCAUACAAGAAUCAAAAAAGAUUAAAAAUUCACAUGGCAAAUUGCCAUAGCAACAAAGCCCCAAUCUCUUGUAAUAUUUGUCACAAGACACUUUCAACCAAGAAUACUUUACAAGCGCACCAUAAGAAGUUUCACAGCUCGACGACAAGGCCCCGCAUUCCGUGCCCGUCUCCACCUUGUGAUAAAACCUAUUUUGAUAAAAUCGCAAUUACGGAUCAUGUGAGAAGGGAACAUAACGAGAAUCCCACCAAAUUUCCGUGUACUCUUUGCGGGAAAGAAUUCAAAAUGAAAGCACAUCUUAACAGCCACAUAGCGUUCCACACGACGGAGAAGCCUUACAAGUGUUUAACCUGUGGGAGAAGGUUCGCGCAAACUAGCAAUUUUAAAAGCCAUCAGCGAGUACAUAUGGAGAGAUCUCAACGAGAAGUGCACCGGUGUCACCUCUGUGAUCGGAUAUUGAUAAGCAAACGAAACCUAAAUGACCACAUCCGGAAUGUACACGACAAUGUGAAAAAUUAUUCUUGCAAAAAUUGUGACAUGAAAUUCCCAACGAGAAAUCAUCUCGGACGACACGUGGAUUCGAAACACCCAUCGCGUGAAACCCCCCUUCACUCCUGUAACCUUUGCGAGUACAAGUCCCAUUCGAGAUGCAAUUUCCAAAGGCAUUUGCAAAGACACGAUCCUUGUGAGAAAAAGUACUCUUGUUAUUUCUGUGGGAAAAAGUUCCGUGAUUUUUCCAGGUUGCGUGGACAUAUCUGGAUACACACUCUUGAAAUGUAGUCCAAAGCUUGGAUUUAAUUAUUGUAAAAAAUUAGAGAACUUUUUGUUAAUGCAUGGCUGAUAAUGAUUAAAAAAAAUUAAUUUAAAUCAUGUAAAUACUAUUAAUCAUGAUUCCAUUAAAGUUGUAACCAGUUCAUGACCAAAUCAUGAACUUUAACUUCACAAUUAAUACUU
Messenger RNA from Folsomia candida, 2386 nucleotides. Its product is annotated as gastrula zinc finger protein XlCGF7.1. The transcript has 3 exons. NCBI's taxonomy places the organism in Eukaryota, Metazoa, Arthropoda, Collembola, Entomobryomorpha, Isotomidae. The coding region runs from base 1298 to 2212 and encodes 304 amino acids. The record is from RefSeq and is a predicted model, not a curated record.